CUUUCCCUGUCAUCCACAUCUGUGGCUGUGCCCCAUGUCUACUUCCCUCUUUUCAUCUCUCAUAAGGAGUUCUUAUGGAGAUGUUGCAUAGCCUGCAUAUGUGCAUUGCCUUCCAGCACCAUUCUACACUCUUGAGGGGUAAAUGCCAUGUGCGAAGUAGGCCACCAAGGUGAGUGGGUUAGCUGAGAUGUGAAUUUUCCUAUGCAAAUAUUCUCUGGGCACAUCCAGAUGCCCCUAAUUUAAGAGACAGCAUGUGUGCCUUUAGUUUUCCAGGGCGUCUUAAAUAACUUUUCCCAGCACUUCUGCAUUCUGCAAAUAAGAAAUGCUAGAAAUCUAAUGCAGGAUCUCAUACAUGCAGAGUCAUGCUCUGUUCUAUUCUUAAUAAAACUUGUUUCCUAGUGCCAAUAUUCUGAUUAGUAGAUAGUCUUCACAUCUUCAUAUGAUUGGCUUAAUAAAUACUAAACAACAUUGUGUUGCCCUCCUGUUUUUGAAAUGUGUCUAGCUCUUGCAUAAUCAAAUUUCAGUUCUUGGAGGAGUUAUCAGCUGACCAAUUCUUCUGACAUACUUCAUAUUGGCAUCUUGUCAGUAGAUGCUUAACCAUGCCAUGCAUAGCAUCAAUCCUGUGAUAAUCAAACUAGGGCCCUGCAUUCCCCUUCAUAUCAGCAUUUGGGUAUUGCAAACAUGUGGCAAUAUGAGAUCAACAGGAAAGAAGCUGUAGCCCAGAGAGACAAACUUUUAAAUUGUAUUUUUGCUGACUUAAAUUCAUGCAAAGGUACCCAAGAAUAUGGAGAGGAAUAAAUAUUGUUUGUCAAUAUGGUGCCUUGCUGUUUGGUUGAACUGCUGUUGUUUUUCCUGUAUUGAAACCUGAGAGUUGCUAAGAAUAACUUCACACUUCCAUCUAGUCAGAUCUGGUACUUCUGCGUCAGUAUUUUCAGCAUUUGUACAGCCUUAUUCUGUACAGCUGUUGGGGAGAAUCAAAGCUUAUUUUGGGGGGAAGCUAAUGCCAAACAGGGCAGCAAUUGCUUCACUUUUCUAGGAGGUGUUCCAAUCUACUGCUGCUUUAGGGUAGUCGCCAACUUCACUUGACGUAUCCGGCAGCAAAUGAGAAUUGCCGUGCUGUGGGUUGGGAAUGUAAUCAAGAGCUCAGUUCCUCGGUCCUGACAUUCUGCAGUUCCAGUGACGGUUCUUCAUUUCAGCCCAUCAAAACGCAAGUGGCCAUCCCUACAGCUCAUGUCAUGCCUUCCAUGCUAGAUAGGUCUUCUUGUUCAGUGGGUGAAUCAAGCAUACUUCGGACCACCCUGACUUCCUCUCUGCCAGGCUCUUCAAGUAGCACAGGAGGGCUGAUGUCCAACCAUGAUCCUGAUACUCUGAGGCACUCCCAGGUGUUUCACAGGAACCCUGUUCAUCUUCAUCAAACUUCAGUGGAAAAUGGCUGUAACCAAUCCUCUUUCCUUGCUCCUGACCAAACAAGUGUGGAAUGUGCUCAGAAACCCAUUAGAUUGGCUGCUGAACUCACGUUUAACCAAUCUCCUCUUCUGGAUAAGCAGUCUGCUGGUCCUUGGUCCCAGCUUCAAAUGUGUAAUUCAGAUACUGCUGUUACUGGCCUAGAAAAAGACCCAUGCAAAGUGCUGCUAGAUGUUAAACCAGCAACAGAAACCAACAGAGUCUGUGAAAAGCAGGUACCCUUGGGGCUUAAUCCUGCUACUAUGUACCCCAGCCCAACAGCUGCUCAGUCUCAGCUGUGGAAGCAGGAAACUUGCACACUACAUCAGCAUGAGAAUUGUGCGCUUAGUGCCUGGAAUCAGCACUUGGACCGUGUUCGCCUGCAAUUGGAGCAGAUUCAGCUGCAAAACAAAGCUCCUUGCUACCAUCCCUUGGGGAGCAGUACUUCACUGCACACUAUUGAUCAAGCCCAGUGGGUUGGUAUUGUAAAUUCAAAUGAGAACCUGCUCAGGGAGAAAGAAAUCCUCAUUGACAGGCAAAGGCAACACAUUUCACAGCUGGAGCAGAAAGUACGAGAAAGUGAGCUGCAAGUCCACAAUGCUCUCCUGAGCCAUCCUGCUGCUUAUGGGGACUUGUAUCUGCUCAGAAUACAGGAAAUGCAGCGGGAGAACAUAUUCUUACGAGCUCAGUUUACUGAAAAAACAGAAUCUCUUACUAAGGAAAAGAUUGAAUUGGAGAGGAAACUGGCUGCUUUAGAAGCAAGUGUAAAACAGAUCCAGGAGGCCCAUAAGGAGACUAUACAGAAGCAUACAGUGGAGCUGAAGAAACAAGAUGAAAGGGUAAAGGCAAGAGAUAAACAUAUUGAGCACCUGAAAAAGAAGUGCCAAAAAGAAUUUGAGCAGAACCGUGAGAAACAGCAGAGAAUUGAGACUCUGGAGCGUUACGUUGCUGACCUUCCAAUGUUGGAAGAUCAUAAGAAACUCCACUAUCAGUUAAAAGAAUCUCAGCAGGCAACUACAGCUUUGCAGGAAUCAGUGACCACUCUUGAGAAAGAGCUUGCAGAUGUUCGUGCCAAUUGUAGAGAGAAGGAGCUGCACCUAGAAAUGCAGAAACACAAAGAAAUGGAACUGCUUUCUACCAUGCGCAGUUUACAAGAUAAAAUGCAGCGUGGGAAGAAUUCAGCAACAGACGACACUGCCCAGGAGUUGGAGAAAGAGAAAGAAGAAAAAUUUUCUCUGCAAAAUGAAUGUGAUCUCCUUAGGAAGAUUGUGGAUAAUCAGAAGAAGAAGAUGAAUCGGUUAUCUUCAGAAGUAAAGGACCUAGAGAAUCGGAUUGCUCAGGAGGAAGACACAGGUCAAGCUCUCAAAGUGGAAGCACUGAGGCAGGAGAAUGUAAUGCAACAACUGCGCAUAGCAGUGAAAGAGCUUUCUGUACAGAACCAGGAACUGAUGGAAAAAAAUCUGACUCUUCAGGAGCACCUCCGGCAGAUUGAGUCGGGUCAGCUACUGUCUGAUGAAACAGCCCACCUUAUUCAAGAGCUGCAUAGAGAGCUAGCCAGCUGCCUGCAGGACCUGCAGUCUGUCUAUAGCGUUGUUACGCAAAGGGCUCAAGGAAAGGAUCCCAACUUGUCUUUAUUGUUGGGGAUUUGCACUGUGCACUGUUCAGUUAAAGAAAAGGAUGACUUACAGAAACCGGGCAUGAUAGCGAAGAAGCUGGAGGAUGUAAAACAAUUGCGCAAAGAGAUUGAAGAUUUACGGACUGCUAUUUCUGACAGAUAUGCACAGGAUAUGGGAGAUAACUGUAUCACGCAAUGAAGGCAAAAUGAUGGGACCCAAGGACUAAGAUUCCACAUCCAUGAAAGCUGCUAUAGGGUGGGAUUUUCCAAAGCUCCUUCAAUAUAUUAUACUUGCGAUUUGAUGCCAAGUGGAGCGUGUUUCCUGCACCAAGAAAUCAAAGUGUUUCUCUAGCCAGGAAGGUUCUUUGAAGAAAAUGUCUGUGUUUGGCAUACACUUCCUUUUUAUUUGCAAUUGGUUAAGAUUUUGGGCAGGCUACCAAAUAGCUGGUCCUUCCAACUGUGAGUUCUCAGCAGUGACAUAAUUGCAGUUCCAGGGCUAGUUCAUGCUUGCAAUCACAUGCCAGUAAAUGCACCCUCUCUUCAGCUUGUAGCCUGCAAUUUCAUCAGGAAGUAUGUGAAUGGAGUAGUACAUGGUUACAGCUGACAAUCAUUUCUGUGAUUUUUGCAGCAGCACUUUUUCUAGAUACCAUAGUCAUAGGAAUCACUCUGGCUACUGUGUAUUGCAGCUUACGCAAAAAAAUAUUAGUGCAAUUGUGGACAUGCACAAGACUGAGGAGCCACUAUGUCAUGUAUAGAAACAUUUAAAUUGGUCUGGAUAAAGAUCUUCUGAAAUUCUUCAGUAUUCUGAACUGUUCUGGUUUAGAAAGGACCCCCAAAGAAGCAGGAGUACAAUGUUGGGAGUUCUAAAAAGCCUUGAUGCAUUUACCCUCAAAAGCCUUAUAAGUACAGCUGCUACCAAGGAGUCUGGUCUUAAAAGCCUUUAUUAGUUCUACAAAUGUCUAACUGGGGCAGGGGGGCUAUAACCUACAUCAGUAAAAUGGCCUUUCACAGUGCCUGUUUUAAUGGGUUAAAAUGUUCCCAUUCAAAUGCACCUUUUAAACUGUUUUUGUAUGUCUCUGUUCUUUACGCACAUACUUACUAUAUAUUCCAAAGUGUGGAUUUUCAUACUCGUGUGCCUUAAUUCCUAGAAAUAAACUGUCUGAGAUCA
Molecule: messenger RNA, 4226 nt
Organism: Podarcis raffonei (Aeolian wall lizard)
Lineage: Eukaryota; Metazoa; Chordata; Lepidosauria; Squamata; Lacertidae
Gene: CEP85
Product: centrosomal protein 85
Exons: 12
Coding region: 1236-3257 (673 amino acids)
Cellular component (GO): centrosome
Source: RefSeq, a predicted model, not a curated record